CAGAAAUCAGCUCUCAACCAAGCCGCUGCUGGCAACAAGAAUGGUCGUCGCAGGCGGAAUCUAAAAGCAACUCGCAACGGAGCCGCUGCUAGCAACGCAAACGAAGACAGGCUCAGCAAUCUGCCCAAUGACCUUCUGCUCAACAUUCUGGAGAGGGUGGACACGCUCGAUGCUAUUAGGACCUGCAUCCUCUCCAGGCAAAUGCUGAAGGUCCCCACCAUGCUCUCACGCCUCUACCUAACUCUCAGCCUCAAGGGAGUGCUCCGAACCAACCAUGCUGUGGCUUAUGUAACUGAUAACAUCUUGAGCACAAGGAGCCCGGAGGUUACCAUCAGCGAACUCAAAAUCAGAUUUCUCUUGUUGCCCAAUGACUCUCUAAUCAUUGGCAGAUCUGUUGCCCGUGCCAUGGCAACCCAGAAGGUUGCCGCAGCUGAGUUUGAGAUUGUAACGAAGAAGCGUUAUAGCCUCUGCUCUUCUGCUGACCUCCUCCAGUUUGGGAAGCAGUUCAAUGAUUUAUUUGGUGCUUGUCCGCAUGCGUUUGCUGGCCUUACGAGCCUGUGGCUGCAAAAUAUGAGGUUUGGUGAACUGGACAUUCCCAACAUCCUCAGCACUUGCAAGCUCUUGGAGUAUUUGCGUUUAUCCCAUUGCGACUCAGGGGUCCAUGCUGUGCUGCAAGUAGAACACGAUCAACUUGUUGAGCUCGAGGUCGACCAGGGGAAAUUUGAGAGAGUUGAACUGAUAUGUAUUGGCAGGUUCAGUGGGUCACUUGCAUUGACAAUCGAUUGUGUGUACAUGUGUGUUACCAUAUGAUCCACCAUUUUGUAUUUCUCAUGGAAGGAUAUGCUUGUGGUCCGGAAGGGUUUGGUUCACGGGGUUUGACCGUCAAAUCAAAGGUUCAUGUAGUCCUCGAGAGUUGCUGGGAAGAAGAUGGGUACUGAUUUACACAACGAUCGGUUCGAUCCAAAUUUCUGAGCUCAUACCAAAAUAUUUCUUUUACAACUUGCGUCGUGUAUAUUGGGACUCGAUUGUGAUCUAUAUCAGGUGAGUAAAUCAUGCUCGGUACUAUAAUUAUGUUGUAAAUUAAUGAAAGAUGACGAUGUUUUAAUUAUCGAGGUUAUACACCUGUAUAGCUACUGAUUGUGUAUUCUUAUGUUCGCUAAAACUGUUUCUGCUGUUUAGUUCGUCUAACCAAAUUUGUAGGGACAUAAAAACAUAGAUUGAUAUGCGAUAUUGUACUGAUUACAAACACAGCAUCAGCAUGGCAGAUUGUUAUGCUAAUUUAUCUCCUCCCCCCAUUUCUUUUGAUUUAAUCCCUGGAAUCCAUUGUUGUUUCUACAUAUUAUCUAAGCCCAUUGCCUAUAUUUUUUAUUUUCAUGUUCAUUGAUAUGCGAUAUUGUACUGAUUAGAAAAACAACAUCAGCAUGUCAGGCCAUCAUAUGAGAAAUAUAAGAUAACAAAACAGUCUAUUACUUCUCUUCGAUUGCACAUGGACAGUUUGAUUUUGAGGUGCAUGUGUAGUUUCAGUUAUGACAUAAUUUUGGUUGACUGUAGAAUUAGUCCUGAUGAACUAUCGGGUUCUUAGUUCAGUUAAAAAGAACACGCAAUGUUGCUGAUCUCGGCCAUGUCAAGGUCUGUGCAUUGACAUGCAUGCGGUGAAUUGUUGCUAUCGGGUUGUAUGUCGUAGAAGCCAUCUUCUAUUCUGUCUUGUGCUUGGUUUUGCUACAGGAUUUGGCGACGGCCUUCAUCAAGGUCCUCGGCAACCCCAAGGCGAGCAAGCAGGUGUACAACAUCUCCGGCAGCAAGUAUGUCACCUUCGACGGGAUAGCACGGGCAUGCGCAAAGGCUGGAGGGUUCCCUGAGCCGGAGAUCAUCCACUACAACCCCAAGGACUUCGAUUUCGGCAAGAAGAAGGCCUUCCCCUUCAGAGACCAGGAGGCAGAGACAGUCUUCGAGCGGCGGGGCGGAGGCCGCGGUCGGCGCGGACGGCGUGGUGGCGGCCGGGGAGGAAGUCCUGCCGGAGAUGGAGGGGGAGAGGACCUUAAGAUGAGUGAUGAACAUACGUCGAGCUGUCCAAUGUUGCCUGUGGCAGCAAUACCAGAGAAAAGGAUCCAAGAGUGGGGCAUCGGCUACUUGCAGUGCUUGCCGUGGUGCAGGAAUGAGGAUGAUAACAAGACAGAUAGGACCUGGCAUGAUCCAACAGAUGAAUACUGUUUGCCCUGAAUGCAGAGGAUCAGGCGAGAUGAUAAGUGACAAGGAUAGAUGCCCAAGUUGCAGAGGCAACAAAGUAACCCAGGAGAAAAAGGUCUUGGAGGUUCAUGUGGAGAAGGGAAUGCAACAUGGCCAAAAGAUCGUAUUCCAGGGUGAAGCUGAUGAAGCUCCUGAUACAGUAACAGGAGACAUAGUUGUUGUCUUGCAACUUAAAGAGCACCCAAAAUUCAAGAGGAAGUCGGAUGACCUGUUCGUUGAGCAUGCGAUCUCUCUGACUGAGGCUCUCUGUGGCUUCCAGUUUGUUCUGACCCAUCUUGAUGGUCGACAGCUUCUGAUCAAAUCCAAUCCUGGGGAGAUCAUAAAGCCUGGUCAGCACAAGGCCAUAAAUGACGAGGGCAUGCCUCGGCAUGGCCGGCCUUUCAUGAAGGGUCGCCUGUUCGUCGAGUUCAGCGUGGAGUUCCCUGAGCCUGGAGUACUGACCCCUAGCCAAUGCAAGUCACUUGAGAAGAUCCUGCCGCCAAGACCAGGGAGCCAGUCGUCGGACAUGGACGUGGAUCAGUGUGAAGAGACGACCAUGCACGACGUGAACAUAGAAGAGGAGAUGAGACGCAGGCAGCAUCAAAGGCGGCAAGAAGCAUACGAUGAAGAAGAUGAGGAUGAAGGCGGUGCGCCAAGGGGGGUGCAGUGCGCCCAGCAGUAAGAAACAAGGAUGUCGGUCAACAACAUUCUACUAUUGCUCCUUUCCCGUUUAAUUAAAGUACUCCUAGCUGAUCUGAUGCGUGGUAUUAUUAUUGUUGGCGUCCUAAGAUUAUGAGGUUGUUAGCCAUAAGUAUCAUUCAUCCUUUUGUUGGGCCUAUUGCCUGCUGUGUCGUGUACCGUUAUUAUUUUGGAGCCCAUACUUUGAUAUUUCAGACUUGGUUGGGUGAAUUCGUUUGUGUGUGUGCUGGUGCUGCAUUAUUAUUAUUAUUUGUAA
Messenger RNA from Hordeum vulgare subsp. vulgare (domesticated barley), 3181 nucleotides. Its product is annotated as chaperone protein dnaJ A6-like. The transcript is spliced from 10 exons. Gene Ontology annotation, biological process: protein refolding. Gene Ontology annotation, molecular function: Hsp70 protein binding. Lineage: Eukaryota; Viridiplantae; Streptophyta; Magnoliopsida; Poales; Poaceae. Gene Ontology annotation, cellular component: cytoplasm; cytosol. Bases 2051 to 2908 code for a protein of 285 amino acids. The record is from RefSeq and is a predicted model, not a curated record.